Magnolia sinica is the source of this 1905-nucleotide messenger RNA. RefSeq lists its product as uncharacterized. Bases 844 to 1755 code for a protein of 303 amino acids. The transcript has a single exon. The record is from RefSeq and is a predicted model, not a curated record. Gene Ontology annotation, biological process: root development; shoot system development. Lineage: Eukaryota; Viridiplantae; Streptophyta; Magnoliopsida; Magnoliales; Magnoliaceae.
UCUCUCUCUCUCUCUCUCUCUCUCUCUCUCUCUCUCUCUCUCUCUCUCAUGAUGAUAAUCUUGUGUAAAAAGUAUUUAAACCAACCCAAUUCACUCAUCACAAGGGCCGUACGAACGACAGAGGAAUAGAUCGUGUAAUAAAUAGAAAGGAAAAAAAAUGGAGGUGUAACUGGAGUGGAUCUGGCUAAUUUUUGCACAAGGUGAUCCUCGUGGUGGGGCCAACCUUUUGGACGUUUGGGAUGUGGCAUUUGCAUAAAAAGAUGAAAAUCAUCCACUGGUUGUACGGAAAAUCAUCAGUUCAACUGGUGGACGUAAGCAUCUUUGAACUAAAACAUGAGUUGGAUUUAAAUUUUAAACCGUGCAGAUUCAUGAAUACAUUGCCUUGUGAUUGAAUUAUACAAGAGAAGAUGGCCUGGUUAGUGGUGCGCUGGGAAGACAAUGAAUUAAAAUUUAAACCGUGCAGAUUCAUGGAUCCAUUGCCUUAUGAUUGAAUUAUAAAAGAGAAGAUGAUGAUCUGGUUGGUGGUGCGCUGGGAAGACAAUGAGAGUCGCAAUGCUACUCAACGUCUGACUCCAGAGUAAACAAAUAUAAAGAACGGUUGGCUGUUGGAAAGCAGGUUGCAAGAUCCCCUAAUUCAGAUGAAGAGCUACAUCAACCAUCACAUCUCUUACAUGGACACGAGGGGUCCAAGAUUCUUGCUGUCUCCUCUCUCUCUCUCUCUCUCUCUCUCUCUCUCUCUCUCUCUCUCUCUCUACUGUUAUAAGAAGAGCCAAGAACAAGCAGAUGGCAUAAUUAUCAUCCUCUCUUCCAAUUUUUCUGAGUUUGGGUGCAAGGAAAACAAAGAUGGCUGUUUCUUCUUCUGCAAUACCCGAAAAUCCACACCAUGUUCGAUCCAUGAGCAUGCCCUCCCAAUCCCAUCCCCUUGCGCUCAAUCUAGAAGAGGAGAUCAUCAAGCUAAAGACUUGGGUGUCGUUUUCGUCCUCAACCUCCUCUUUAACUGCUGAAAUGAUUUGCAAUGGCUUAGGUCACCUCAAAUGCUUGUAUGAUAGCGUUGAUGAUAUUCUUCAAUUGCCGCUCUCCCAACAAGCUCUCGUAUAUCACCAGCACCAGAAAUGGGCCGAAGAGGUGUUGGAUAAAUCGGUUAGAUUGUUGGACAUAUGUGGCACAACAAGGGACAUCUUAUCACAGACCAAGGAAAGUGUGAAAGAUCUUCGAUCAGCUCUUCGUAGAAGAGGUGGGGAUUUGUGCUUGGAAAGCAAAGUCAGAUCAUACAUUUGCUCAAGAAAGAAGAUGACGAAAGAUAUCUGCAAGUGCAUUGGAGCGUUGAAGCAAAUGGAUAAGAAACACGGUUCCACAUCUCUCUUGGAUCAAGACCCAGAUCUAUCAAUUGUGGGAGAUGUUAUGUCCAUCACCAUCUCCGUCUUACAGGCCAUCCUGUCAUUCAUGUCCACAUCAGCGCAGAAACCAAAGCCUAGAAAAUGGUUGCUGGUUUCAAAAUUGAUGCAUAAGGGGCAAGUUGCAUGUGAAGAGGACGAUGCAAGUGAUGUUAAUGAAGUUGAGAGUGCAGAUACGGCACUCUUUGCUCUCUCUGGGCAAACUCGGAUCAAAGGCAUUGAAAUAGAGAAGGUGAACAAGGCCCUGAAACGAUUGGAGGGAAUGGAGAUCAGCAUUGAUGGUGUUGAGGCUCAACUAGAGUGCAUGUUUCGAUGCAUGAUACAAACCAGAGUCUCUCUCCUUAACAUAAUCACCCACUAGAUAUCUCAUCAGCUAUUAUUACCCUCUUGAACCGUCCAUGGCAUCCAAAUUUUUAAAGGAUUUGUCAAUGGAUUCAAGUCUCCUAGUAUCCAUUACUGUACAUGAAUGUAAAAUGUAAACUAUAGAUUUGCAAUUCAAAUACAUGAUAUU